Anoplopoma fimbria (sablefish) is the source of this 5598-nucleotide messenger RNA. It is a transcript of the gene rxraa, whose product is annotated as retinoid X receptor, alpha a. The record is from RefSeq and is a predicted model, not a curated record. Lineage: Eukaryota; Metazoa; Chordata; Actinopteri; Perciformes; Anoplopomatidae. The transcript is spliced from 11 exons. Gene Ontology annotation, cellular component: RNA polymerase II transcription regulator complex; nucleus. Gene Ontology annotation, biological process: negative regulation of transcription by RNA polymerase II; positive regulation of transcription by RNA polymerase II; anatomical structure development. Gene Ontology annotation, molecular function: retinoic acid-responsive element binding; nuclear receptor activity; zinc ion binding. Bases 100 to 1608 code for a protein of 502 amino acids.
GGUCUACUGGUCUCUGGUCUGGUCUACUGGUCUGGUCUAACCCAGCCUGCGUGAAAACUCCCGAGACGCGUCGUGUCAGCGGCAUGAGCUAAACUAGUCAUGGAAACUAAACCGUUCCUGUCUCUGGGGUUCCUGAAGCCCCAGUGCUCGUUGGCUCCUCCCAUGCAGCGAGGUCGCGUGGGCGAGGCUUGUUCCUGCUUCAGUGGCAUGUGUCACCUCCAUCAGCGCCGCCUGUCCACAGACUCAUCGGGCCAGCUGACCUCUUCACCCCUGGGCUCGCCCACUUCCCACCGAGGAAUGCACCCGUCCCUGCUCAGCCCGACGUCCAUGGGGCACUCGGGCUCCCUCCACUCUCCCAUCAGCACGCUGAGUUCGCCCAUGAACGGCCUUGGCUCGCCCUUCUCCGUCAUCAGCUCGCCCAUGGGUCCCCACUCCAUGAACUCGCCCGGCAUGGGAUACGGACCCAGCGUCAGCCCCCAGCUGAACUCCCCGAUGAACUCGGUCAGCAGCUCGGAGGACAUCAAGCCCCCGCUGGGCCUCAACGGCGUGAUGAAGGUGCCCGCCCAGCCCUCGGGGACGGUCCUGUCGCUCACCAAGCACAUCUGCGCCAUCUGCGGAGACCGCUCCUCAGGUAAACACUACGGGGUGUACAGCUGCGAGGGCUGCAAAGGUUUUUUCAAACGGACGGUGCGCAAAGACCUCACCUACACCUGCCGCGACAACAAGAACUGUGUCAUCGACAAGCGCCAGAGGAACCGCUGCCAGUACUGCCGCUACCAGAAGUGUUUAGCCAUGGGCAUGAAGAGAGAAGUUUUGUUACAUGCAGCCGUUCAGGAGGAGCGCCAGCGAGCCAAGGAGAGAAACGAGAACGAGGUGGAGUCCACCAGCUGCGCCAACGAGGAUAUGCCCGUGGAGAAGAUCCUGGAGGCCGAGCAGGCGGUGGAACCCAAAACCGAGACCUACAUCGAGACCAACCUCGGUGUGCCAUCCAAUUCGCCCAACGACCCGGUGACAAAUAUCUGUCAGGCGGCUGACAAACAGCUCUUCACCCUGGUGGAGUGGGCCAAGAGGAUCCCCCACUUCUCUGAGCUGCCGCUGGACGACCAGGUCAUCCUUCUAAGAGCAGGUUGGAACGAACUCCUCAUUGCAUCGUUUUCGCACCGUUCGAUAUCGAUCAAAGACGGGAUCCUGCUGGCGACCGGGCUGCACGUCCACCGCAACAGCGCCCAUAGUGCCGGAGUGGGAGCCAUCUUUGACAGAGUGCUCACAGAGCUGGUGUCAAAGAUGAGGGACAUGCAGAUGGAUAAGACAGAACUGGGGUGCCUUCGAGCUAUAGUCCUUUUCAACCCAGACUCUAAAGGUCUGUCCAAUCCAGGUGAGGUAGAAGCUCUGAGAGAGAAAGUGUACGCGUCUUUAGAGGCCUACUGCAAACAGAAGUACCCCGACCAGCCUGGCAGGUUCGCCAAGCUGUUGCUGCGGUUACCAGCACUGCGCUCCAUCGGCCUCAAGUGUCUGGAGCACUUGUUCUUCUUCAAGCUUAUCGGGGACACGCCCAUCGACACCUUCCUCAUGGAGAUGCUGGAAGCCCCCCAUCAAAUGACAUCAUAGCAUUGAGGGUUGAGCCCCCCCCCCCCCCAGAUCUCCCACCAGCCCUGGAUCAGAGGCAGUGUCCUUUUUUUCUCUUUUGUUUUUUAAGAAAAAUCCAGUCUCCAGCGAGGGACAGAUCAUGUGACGGAUGGAGAACCUCUCCCGUCCCUCCCUACCCUCCCCCCUUUUGAUGUGUUUCAAAACAAUGAGUUCAUCAUGUCUAUGGGUCUGUUUUAUACCUUGUAAAAAAUAUAUAAAUAAGAAAUAUAUAUAUAUAUAUAAAUAUAGAUAUGAAAAUCACACGGCGACACGAGUGACAACAGUGGACUUCAAAUAAGGUCGGACAGAAGACAGAAGAAGCGCAUUGAGCCAUCGUUUUCAUCCUUGCUUUUCCUACACCGCGUCAAGAAAAAGCAGACGAUCGGGUUUUAACACCCACAGUUGCAGGUAUUUUGAAAAAACUAAAAACGAGAAAAAAAACGGCGUUGAUGUCACAUUUGGACACUCAGCGUUGUGAUCGGGACAAUCAUGGACUGGGAGAGCCUCAGGCCGUCUACACUUGGACCUGAGACCUCUAUCCCUCUCUUUUUCAGGACUGAACUCACUUUGGGGGGGGACGGUGUGUGUCUGGGGGAGGGGCAACGUCCGCUUAGAGGAACCCGUCGUUUCCUGCCCGACUCGACGGAACACGUCAGGUCUUGCACUAGCUGUUCUGAGCUUUCUGGAGUCGGACUCGGAGGGAGGUUUUACCGAGACUGCAAGUUUUUUAAAGAAACCUCAGGUGUCUGCCCGAUUCCAACAAAUACAAACCACAUGUGACUCUGUCAGCACUGUGCGACGUCGGGGGAGGAAGACAUUUUAGUUAAUCCGCCCUUCGGUUAAACGUAAUCGAAUUUAGUCGGGAGAGCUCAUCACGUACAAUCUCCGCAGUUCGUCUAGACGCAGGGAGAUGCAGUCUGAUAGCGGCACAUUAGCUUUACGACGCUACAAGAUGCUCAGAAACUUCACGUCAUCCCAUGUCACAACAUCUGGGCCUUUUGUUGCAACGCUCGCUGGAAACAGAGCACACGGUUUUAUAUUUUGGGGGGGAAACGUCAUCGCUCUUGCUGGCGAACUCCAAGCUCCCUUUUUUCGUACCCUUCUCCUCAUUUCACGGGACUUUCAGCACACCAUUUUCACACCUCCACACUCAGAAAAACCUCCCACACGCGCCGGGAUAUUAGCUUUUUCCAAACACCACAUCUACCUGUACAGAGAGUUACAACCGUAUACAGUAUUGACUUUAUUUUGAUUUUAGCAGCAGUGAUGCACGAUUACCUCUGUUCUCCAUCCGUCUGACCGUCACGUCGAACCGUUUUCCGGCGUGCGGGAGAAGAGCUUGUGGUCGCAGCAGAGCCAUUUGUUUUGUUUAUUUGUUUGUUACUUGGCACUUAACCUCAUGACGGCGGAGUCGGGUUCCUGAACGGAGAGCUGAUGUUGAUGUGAUGGACCUCUGAGGUGGAAUCUGGCACGAUCAGGGACGCACCAGUUUCAGCGGGACACACACACACACACACACACACACACACACACACACACACACACACACACACACACACACACACACACACACUCGCUCUCCCUGCACUUCUCUGGACAAGCCGGUGUCAUUCAAGUGGAACUGAAAUGUUAGCUAUCUCCAUGUUAUGUAUAAUUAUGCUUUAUGUCCAUAUUCUGUUUGUUGUUUUUCCUUCCUCCUCUGCUUUUCUCUAAAUGCUGCAGCUGCUGCAAAAACUAUGCAUCGAGUGCAUUUCCAAAGAUUGUCCACAGAGCGGAUGCGUGUUAGUGUGUAACAGGUCAAGUGUUUGUGAGGUGUAAUAAUUUCCUGGACCGGAGUAAACAACUUGUUUAGGCUUUAUUUCCCCCACUAUUCAGACAUUUAAUAGUCAGUCAGUAAUGGUUUAUUCACCAUGGACGAAAAUAAACAACUGUUUUAUGGAGCAGUGGAGCGGAGCAGAGUUUAAGGACGUGGUAAAUAGUAGCUAUUGCCAAGUACAAUAGGAAAAAAGGCCCAAAAGAUAAUUCAAUUAAGGAUUUUUUUUCUUUUUUCUAUUUCUGCUUGUUCGUCACGCUUUCAUGAGCGCCUCGACACUAACUGGACCUGAAAGAACCUGAGCACUGUGUUUUCAGAAUCCUGGGAUAAAGUGAAACGGUCUCGGUCGUAUGGAACCUUGAGUAUGCCAGAGCUUCAUUUAUUAUCGCUCUUUUUAAAAAACAAUUUAGCCACAUAUUAAUUGAUAAUAUCAAAAUAUUUGUCGGUGGCACCAUCAGGACUCCAUAGAACUGUUGACUCGGACCAAAACACCAACAAUACGAUGUCCAUUUCUUCAUCGUGAUUUGGGUCCAGUUUCACAGCAGGGCCUCCACCAUGGGGGUCAGCUAAACAGAUGUUAUUCCGCCUCUGUGAAACUGAUCCCAGCAAUGCAAAAAGCAGAGACUUGGGUCAGAUGCCAGCUCUUUGCUGCUAGAUAUACUGCUCACUAGCUCCAAGCAGGACGACAACAUUUACAUUCAGUUUAGAUUAGAGAGGAUGUGGCGGCCAUUUAAGAGCUGUGAGCUCCCUCUGGUGGAGGAGAAGUGGCGCUGCGACGUUACUUGAAUUUUUCUACAAGUAUUUAAUCAGACAAGAAGAUGGCACUUUCUUGUUGUGUUGUUAUCAUCACUCAGACAAAACCUCAGCGUCUGUGCUUGUUUAAGCUGAAAGAGGAGAGAAGCAAUAACUUCAGUAUUGGCUGGCUGGCUGUUUGAUUAUUAAUCAAACAGUUUCAGUGAGGUGGCCUGUUAUUAUCAUGAACCAUCCAGGGGACAGUAUUGACUGCCGGUCUGAGAUCAGUUUACAGUAUUUAUAUUCUGGAUCAGUUGUACUUGUUUGUCUGUUUAAUCGAAAAAGAAAAAAAAUUGAAUUUGCUGAUAAGUCUUACAACGUAAGCAUUUAGUCUGGGCUAGAUUUGCUGAUGUUUUUUUAGAGGAACGAUUUCAAUCAAGGAGAGCAGACAAUAAGCGAUUUAAGCGUUCUUUUUAUUCGACUGGGUGACCAACUUUAUCAUAAAUAUCCUCCUGCUCCUUUAAGGCCGGUGUCUCCCCCUCUUAGUUUACUGUGAUUGGCCGAGCGCAGGUCUCUUAAGCCAUAAAGUGGCUCCGAUAAAGACAGGCUCACCCACAUGAAUGCUUUAUAACACAAAGCUCUAUUUUGUUAAUAUGUAUAUGUGUAUAUAUUUAUAAAUCUAUAUCGACAGAUCUGUUCUUUGAGGAUUUCCGACAUUGAAAGAGGGAGACAGGUCUGUCAGACCAAAAUGUGUUUUUUUUGUCACAAAUAUCUGAGUUUUGUUUUUUUUCUUUUUUUUAAGACUGACUUGAUCAAACCCUGGUCAACCAGCAGAAUCGCAGCAGCUCAAAACUGAAACAGAACCAGCUUCUCACCCAUAUAUGGGACCUCAAUAAAACCGUGAAAGAGAAACAAAAACAAAACAAGGUUAAGACUUUAAACCCUCCGAGAUGUGUGUGUUGCUUGGCAAUUGUAUGUUCAAAAAGUGUAAUAAUCAGGAAAAGCUGGGCUUGUGACACAAUCACCGCUUUCUUUGUUGCAUCAAUGGUAAAAUGUUUAAGUAAGAAAAAAAAAGGAUAAAAAAAAAAAAGAAAAAACACUUGGAAAAAGAUCUAUUUUUGUACAAAGGUAAUUUUAUCCCUUGCUUGUGUUCUCUGUUCUCUCCCUUUUCUUCUGCGGGCUGUUGCAUACGUUGUGGAAAAGCUUAUUCAACAAGGCAAUUUUCAGAUUGAAAAUUUAAGGUGCGAGGUAAAUGUCGGUUUUGGCACCUCGGUAACCGUGUCGCCUUUACUUUGCCAUUUUCAACCCGUCGCUGCAAGACGGGGAAUGUCCUCUUUAAUUAUAUUUUUGUCGAUUUUUAAAGAGAUGGAAUUUUUGUCUUCUGUUCUUUGUGGGUUGUUCUCUGAUGUUCUUAUCUUUCAUGGACA